AUGGAGUCCCCAGUUUGGUUCAUUACCGGCGCUUCUUCAGGCUUCGGCUUUGAAAUCGCCAAAGAGGCCCUUGCCCGUGGCCACCGUGUUAUCGCAACCGCCCGCAACACUUCCAAGAUCUCCAGCCUCGCCACUGCCGGAGCCGACCUUUUGCCUCUUGAUGUUAUUGCCGAUGAGGCCACCGUCACCGACAUUGUUAAUAAAGCCUUCACCAUCUAUGGUAAGGUCACUCAUGUCAUCAACUCUGCCGGCUACGCCCUCGAGGGCACUGUCGAAGAAGCCGAUGCCAAAGAGGCUUUUGAUCAAUUCAACACCAACGUCCUCGGCACUCUCAAAGUUUGCCGUGCCGCGGCUCCUCAUCUACGAGCCCAAGGUUUUGGCGUCAUUGUCAAUAUCGGCAGUCUAGGUAGCUGGGAGAGCUGCGCUGCUGCUGGGCUGUACUGCGCUACCAAAGCUGCUGUAAGCAAUCUUACGGAAGCAUUCCGUGAUGAGCUCAGCCCGUUUGGUGUUGUCGUUUGUGCGCUCGAGCCGGGCUACUUUCGUACCGGUUUCCUGAAUCCUGGUGCCCGCCUCAAAUCCAAGGUGGAUCUAGACGCUUACAAUGUCGGCCCAGCGGGCGAAUACAAGAAGCUACUUGACUCCGCGGAUAACCACCAGCCCGGAGAUCCAGUAAAAGGUGCUCGUGUUGUGGUGGAUGUCAUGACAAAGUCUGGGAUUGCUGCGGGCAGGGAAAUUCCAAUCAGACUGGUUCUAGGCACUGACUGCCUUGCUGCAGUACGGAGGAAGUGUAAGGAGACUCUUGCUCUCAUGGAUGAGUGGGAAUCCAUCUCUGGAACAACCGAUUUUUAA
This is a messenger RNA of Colletotrichum truncatum, 849 nucleotides long. Its product is annotated as retinol dehydrogenase 8. The record is from RefSeq and is a predicted model, not a curated record. Gene Ontology annotation, molecular function: oxidoreductase activity. Lineage: Eukaryota; Fungi; Ascomycota; Sordariomycetes; Glomerellales; Glomerellaceae.